AUGGUGUUCAGCAAGCUGGCUUUGUUGCUCUGCAAUUGCAUUGGUCGUGAAGAUGACAUCUUUCUCAUGGUAACAGCUCUGAAUGCGUUGGGGAGCAUCAAGGAAGGAGGGUUUGAUCCUGAAACCGCAGGCUCGAGCUCGUCAAGGAUUGACGCGGGUAAGUGUUGCUGUGUUUGUUUGUCACAGAUGGAAGUUGGUGAUUGUCUGCGUAUGCUUCCCUGCAUGCAUAAGUUCCACGAGCUCUGUAUAACCAGGUGGCUUGAAGGGUACGGCAAAACUUGUCCCCUGUGCCGGUUUUCAAUGGGGGAAGAUAAGAAGCCAGAAGAAGAGCAGCAACUCACAGUGGAGAUGCUCAUCUGGUUUUCUUCAUUUCAUGUUGCUGGGUUCUAG
This is a messenger RNA of Linum tenue, 390 nucleotides long. The record is from the annotation of a GenBank genome assembly. Lineage: Eukaryota; Viridiplantae; Streptophyta; Magnoliopsida; Malpighiales; Linaceae.